This is a messenger RNA of Branchiostoma floridae (Florida lancelet), 1901 nucleotides long. RefSeq lists its product as uncharacterized. The transcript is spliced from 5 exons. Bases 488 to 1168 code for a protein of 226 amino acids. NCBI's taxonomy places the organism in Eukaryota, Metazoa, Chordata, Leptocardii, Amphioxiformes, Branchiostomatidae. The record is from RefSeq and is a predicted model, not a curated record.
GGCGCGCAUUAAGCGCGUGACAACAAAAAAGCUCACUGAAAAUGGUGAAGAUGAUAACAUUUCAUUAUACAUUAACUUUAUUAAUGAAGUUACUCAUUCGUUGUCAACGUCCGGAAGUAAAAAUGAAUAGUAUACCUGUAAAUGAGAAAUAUACUUUCGCUGUACUGAACUCGAAGAACGUGAUGAUUUGAAAAGUGUCACUGAUGAAUAAGACCACGUGUUACUAGUAGCACCAUCCCCUGUUGAUAAUAAGUUACGGAUGAAAAUUCCACCGGAAAACCCCAUCCGGUCAUUUGACGUAUGCAGUUUCUCUUGGCUAAUCUGGGAAGCGUUACUAAAUUUAGCUCAACUGAUCUGCAUUGCAUAAAAAGGCCGAGAAAAAUGUUCAACAUUGAAGAAACCAAGCGACCUCAAAGAAGAGGGCAGCGUAACAACUCUCAAAACUUCUGUCUGAGAAGAUCUUCGUACAGCUUACUCCAGACAUACUAUGGGUGCAGCGUUCAACAACGCUCUUUCUUCUCUCUUGAAAAAAGCUCAUGUGACAAGGAUGAUAGCUGUGGUACUACUCCUGGUGUUUUGCGGGACCAGUGCAGGGCCCAUCCCAGCUACAAGUUCCGACUUCCCGAAGCAGACUCCGUUGGAAGUGCUAAUGAACUCCCGAACCCUAACCUUGAGACUACACGAAAAAGCAACGGCCGCCUACGAUGCGUUUAUCGAGGACGAAUUCAAAGGCAACUUUGGUUACUGUGCCGAGCAAAUCACAUGGGAAGAACUCAUCGACAUCAGAAUGACUACGAUUGAGUGGAGAGCAAUGGAGGAUGAAGAGCGCCUCCAGCGACUUCGCCGUGACCUGCAGGUAUUCGGUCUGUACCUACAGGAGGUAAAGCUAGACGAACUGGACAAGGACGGUCAUACGGACACCGCUGACACGGUGGAGGCGACAAUUCACCAGCUCAACGGGCUCAUGACAGCCAUUGUAGUCACAAACAACGUUUUGGGCUUUACAUCUUCCGACGACGUUUCUGAGAUCAUGUCAACCACUCUACAGGAUCCUCCUGGUGAGUACGCCCGCUCCAUCCGAGAUUGCGUGGUGCUUCGGGAGUUCAAGAGCUUGGUCUACAGAGUCCACAGGGACUUCACGAUCCUGACUGCCAAGUACCGCAGAUAAGUAACACUAAAUUCUCGCGAGAAUCCACGUGGAUGUCACGUGAUUACACGACGUAUGCUUCAAAAGCAUCAAAACAUAUAUCUUUCAUUGACAUGAAUCCUAUUGUAUAGGGUUCAGAAAAUGUAAAAUGUUAGCUCUCAUUUCGAGCUGUCAUCAGCUCCAAACUAUUUUGAUGAUUAUUGUAAUUUUUACAAUGUGAAAACCAGAAUCAAUAGGUGCUACAACCUUUACUAUUAUGACUUGAAAUAGACUUGAAUAGAUAAAUGUCAUUUGAUUGAGUUAGUUUACACACAAUGAUAUCCUUGGCAGCUAGAGAAGCUAGGUAAAAUAUUUUAUAACGUCCUUGGUAAAAUAGAACAAAGUGGAAUUAACUUGGUGUCGUUGGAAAGAAAUCAACAGAGAAUUAACUGACGACGUAUCAAUUUCAUAUGAAGAUGCUGCUAUUUAGUCAUUAUAAUAGUAUUUAUACUGUUGCAUGUUUUGCAUGUGUGAUAUUCGAGGCUACAGAAGAUAUGUAUCCUUAGUGUGUAGAGAUGAAACAAAAAAGGAUUUUUGCUUGAAAAUACUGUUCAAAUGUUACCAUGUCUAUUUAUUGCACUAAAUACUCAGCAGUGAUGCCAACAUAUCUCAACCGGUAUUACAGUUGAAAUGUGCCAUGUAUUGUUUAUCCAUGUUAAGUACUGCGUUGCAAUGUCUAAAUUGUUUCUGAAUUAUAUCUUGUUCACAUAUUGUA